Molecule: messenger RNA, 2016 nt
Organism: Nelumbo nucifera (sacred lotus)
Lineage: Eukaryota; Viridiplantae; Streptophyta; Magnoliopsida; Proteales; Nelumbonaceae
Gene: TBP2
Product: TATA binding protein 2
Biological process (GO): DNA-templated transcription initiation
Molecular function (GO): DNA binding
Source: RefSeq, a predicted model, not a curated record
AAAAAGGAAUCCACUGACGUCCGCUCGUUCCAGCUUUUUUCCAUCUCCUGGGCAUCGAAAUCGAACCCAUCCCUCCCCACCUCUCUUAUAACCACAGCCAAACCCUAAAACCCUCUAUUAUGCUCCAGAUCCUCUCCUCUAACCUAUAAAAGACAACCGUUUUCAAAAUUUUGCCGCUUCUGAUCGAUCUUCUCAUCCGAAUUCGACACGAGUUUCGUCAAAAUUUUGUUCGGAUCGUUUUGAAAACCCUAGGUUUCGAACAGAAAUAUCUGAUAUCGUACUGGAGAGACAGAAAGCUUUCGAAUCGUUGCAUCAUCGCUGGUUUUCGUCUGACAGUCGACCUUCUUCGUUUCUGACUGAAAUUUAUGAAAACUUGGUUCCGAUCGUUCGGAUGAUCAAGAUUCGAAGUAAUCUGGUCUGGUUUUGUUUUCUUCUAUAAAACACUUACUCGCUUCAGUUAGAUAUCCGUGGAUUUCUUUCGUCGCCGCGAAAACUCUAAAACACUGAACUAAGAAGCUGAUCUAAGCUGGUAGGAGGAAUAAAUGAUCCUUUAUAGACCUUCCUAUUCUUUGCUUUUCAAUCUUGGAUAAACCCGAAAAAGAAUAUAUCCAAUUUUUCUGUGGGGAGGAAAGAAAAGCCUGAAGGUGGGAAAGAAUUUAGUCUGAUACUCUGAUCUCAGUUUUCGAGUCUUCACUGUGGAUUGGUUAAAAACCAGAGGAAUCUGAAUCCGAGGGGGACAUGGCCGAUCAAGUCUUGGAAGGGAGCCAACCUGUAGAUCUUACCAAGCAUCCCUCAGGCAUUGUUCCUACGCUACAGAACAUUGUAUCGACUGUCAACUUGGAUUGCAAGCUGGAUCUUAAGGCCAUUGCACUACAAGCUCGUAAUGCAGAAUAUAAUCCCAAGCGUUUUGCUGCUGUUAUAAUGAGGAUAAGAGAACCUAAGACUACAGCAUUGAUCUUUGCAUCUGGAAAGAUGGUCUGUACUGGAGCCAAGAGUGAACAACAGUCAAAACUGGCUGCAAGGAAGUAUGCUCGAAUCAUUCAGAAGCUUGGUUUUCCAGCAAAGUUUAAGGACUUCAAGAUUCAGAACAUAGUUGGCUCAUGUGAUGUGAAAUUUCCAAUCAGGCUUGAAGGACUUGCAUAUUCUCAUGGUGCCUUUUCAAGUUAUGAACCGGAACUGUUCCCAGGCCUGAUCUAUAGGAUGAAACAACCAAAGAUUGUCCUUCUUAUCUUUGUGUCUGGGAAGAUAGUUCUGACAGGAGCUAAGGUGAGAGAUGAAACAUAUACCGCUUUUGAGAACAUUUAUCCGGUUCUAACAGAAUUCAGGAAAAACCAGCAAUGACAUCUGCUUGGGAGACCAUAUUGCAUACAUCAUUGCGGAGGGGUUCGAGAUAAAACAUUAUUAUGUACUUGCUACUCUGUGUUGCCAAGGAUGCACUCGGUUAAUUGUAAAUAGGUGAUAGAAGGCUUAGGCAGAGGCUUUGGGUGGUCAGGUAAUUUAAGAAAUCUUGUGGAUUUUCUUUUUCUCAUAUCCUCUCCCACCAGGCCACUUCUCGAAUUUGAAUUUCACAUGAGAUCUGUUGACUGUUAUCGGGAGGGAAAAUGGCAAAACUUUUCUCGAAUGUGAACUCCGACUUGAUGAAUCUUUUAGCAAGAAAUUUAUUAUUCUAUUCGGAUAAGACUGAUAUACGCAACUGUUUUGGACGGCCCUAUGAAUGGAAUCAACUUUUCUGCAUUGAUUCAUUUGUUAUUUGUUCUUUGGAGCAGACCCCGAAAUCGCUGUGGAUUUUGCUGUAAUUAUGUCCGAGGUGUUAGAUGAAAGGUUCUUGGACUCCUAGGCCGUUUGAUGAGGGGUUAAAUUUAAGUUGCUGAACUGAGUUUGUAUUGUGUUCUGUGGAAUCAGUGAACAUUUCAUUAUUUCUAAUUCUAUGUAUCGUGUUUAAUGGUAUAUUAAAAUGGAUAAAUCUAUUCCCAGAAAGAAUAAUAUAACAAGUUGUGUGUGUGUCGUCUUGCUUUU